Messenger RNA from Vespa crabro (European hornet), 2030 nucleotides. RefSeq names its product DNA replication licensing factor Mcm5-like. Lineage: Eukaryota; Metazoa; Arthropoda; Insecta; Hymenoptera; Vespidae. The record is from RefSeq and is a predicted model, not a curated record. The transcript has 2 exons. Bases 1443 to 1769 code for a protein of 108 amino acids.
AAUUUUCAUGGUUAAUUAAACAUAUUUUUGAAUGCGUCUGCAGUUAUUCAUCGUAUUCAUAUAAUUCAUAUAUUCAUAUAUCUUUCAUAUAAUUCAUUUGUGCACAGGAUCUAUAAAAGCUACACUUCAUAAUGACACCCACAAUUUUGCCAGUAUGAAAACCAAACAGGGACAAAAUGCCAAAUAAGGAUUUGAAUCCUUUCUUUUUUCAGCUUCCAUUCCCCUACAUUCUGAUUCGAGAAACAUCAUUUGAUGUUGACAAAAUUUUAUAAUUUUCUUCUACUUCUUCUUUUGCAGCCUUGAUGAGAACAAUAUUAUUAACAGUUUUUACUGCAUUCUUGAUUUGUUUCAUAAAAAUCUAUGAUAUAUAACAAUCAUAAAAACUAUGAAAUAUUGGUCGUGGUAAAUCCAUGAAGGUACAAAAUUUUUCUGUACCACAUAGCCGCCCAACACCAAUGAGUCUCAUGGCUAAUUUUCAUAUGCAUUGUUUAUAAGGGGGCAUAAAUCAAUCGAUACAGGAUCACAUUUUUCGCAAUUCAUCACAAGUUUAAAACCUAAUUCUCGAACACUACGUUCAGUAAAAUUUAUAUUACCACCACAAUUUUUAUAACAUAGUCACAAAUUACAGUAAAAAUAGAAAAGAAGUUCAAAAUUUUAUAAUUUGUAUUUAAAUUAACGUCAAUUAGUAUCAUUCGAUAUUUUUCUUUUCGAAACAUUCAUACGCCGUUUGGAACUUUAACCAUUCUCAAUCUCAAAUUUAUUGCGAGGUUGAUUAAUUUUUUUUCUGUCUCGUGUAGCUCUUGUUCUAAUAUCUCUAUUACUUUUUCAACAUUAAUAAUUAACUGUGCAGAAUCGUAUGUACAAUAAGCAAAUUGAAAAACAACUGUACAACGACCAAGAUCUAGAAUUUUAUACAAAACCUGGGUCUAGAAUUUUAUACAAAACCUGGGUCUAGAAUUUUAUACAGAGUCAAUAUAUUGUAAAGUAGGGAAAAACCAGAAAUCUCUAAUAAAAGAUAUUUUACAAUAGAUUAAAGUCUAAUUAUAAUAUAAUGUAUCAUCUAUUAUGAAAUACGCAUAUAAUGUAUCAUCUAUUGUGAAUUAGCAAGGUCCUAAGAAUCUCAGCGGGGCGUCUGGCAGGAACGUCGCGCUACCUGCUCUCAUUGAAGUGACUGUAACUCAGUCAAUUUUCAGAAUUUUAACUUAAAAUAUUACCUACAUACUUUUAAAAAUACAUACUUUUAAGUACUAAAAAAAAUCCUUUUCAAAUUUUCAGUGGUCUUCCUCCUUAACAAAAAAGGAAGUAAAAAACUAAAGAAUCAUUAUGUAAGAAUGCAUGCUAGUACGAGAGAGCACGAAAAAGAAAGUGAAAAACGAUUAUCCAUAUAAAUCACUGUCCGUCAAUUAGAAGCUGUUAUAAGAAUUCCUGAAGGUUCGGAAAAAAUGCAACUUCAAUCUUUCGCUACUGAAAUUCAUGUUAAUGAAGCUCUCAGACUAUUUCAAGUUUCUACAUUAAAUGCUGCUAUGUCUGGUUCAUUAGCUGGUGCAGAAGGAUUUACUUCAGAAGAUCAUGAGAUAUUGUCUCGCAUUGAAAAACAAUUAAAAAAUAGAUUUCCUAUUGGAGAUCAAGUCUCAGAACAAAACAUUGUUAAUGACUGUCUUAAACAAAAAUAUCCAGAACAUGCUAUUUACAAAGUUAUACACACAAUGAUUCGACGUGGAGAGCUUCAACAUCGGAUGCAACGAAAAAUGUUGUACAGGUUAUAUUAAAAUAUAAGAAAAGCUUUCAUUUUAUAAUUAUUUUUGUGCAUUUUGUUCAGUUCUCCAUACAAUUUAUUGUUUUAUUUUUUAUAUAUAAUUCUGUAUUUUUAAAUUAUGUAACAAGAGCAAAUCUCUUGCUCAUGGUGUCAAUUCAUUUUUAAAUGGAUAAAGUGGGUGCUUUUCAACCCUAAAAUAAAGAUCAGAUUGAAAAUAUAUGAAAAAAAUAUGUUGUGCAUAAAUUAUUUUAAAUAAUGAAAUAUUGAAAAAUUA